Molecule: messenger RNA, 309 nt
Organism: Schistosoma guineensis
Lineage: Eukaryota; Metazoa; Platyhelminthes; Trematoda; Strigeidida; Schistosomatidae
Source: the annotation of a GenBank genome assembly
AUGAUGUCGUUUGAUGAUGAUGAUGAUGAUGAUGAUGAUGAUGAUGAUGAUGAUGAUGAUGAUGAUGAUGAUGAUGAUGAUGAUGAUGAUGAUGAUGAUGAUGAUGAUGAUGAUGAUUAUGAUGAUGAUGAUGAUGAUUAUGAUCAUGAUCAUGAUCAUGAUCAUGAUCAUGAUACAAUAACUUUGCGUUUUUCUUUUGCCAAAACAAUCAAUGUUUAUAAUAAUAAUAAUAAUAAUAAUAAUAAUAAUAAUAAUAAUAAUAAUAAUAAUAAUAAUAAUAAUAAUAAUAAUAAUAAUAAAUGUACAUAA